AUGGGUGAUGGCUGGACGAGCUACCCGCACGAGUUACUCGUAUGUCUGUCCGAAGGACCCGCUGGUCAAGGGCUAAAAGCCUCUUGGACGCUUGGCCUGGGCCUUUUGGGCACGAUGACGCCGAAAAAGGUGCCAUGCUUCCAGUACCAGUAUUGGCAUCCCCACGAGAACGUGGGCAGCAGGUCGGCCAUGAGAGAGCCAUGCCCGAGGCCCUGUCCAUCACCAGCGGAUGGCCAUGUGUUCACACGCACCGCAUUCCGUGUAAUGAGCAGCGCCGGUGCAAAACGAACGAGCGAGAGCUGCCAGGGUUGUUCUCCAUCUCCCGCUAACGGCCCAAAAGGCCUAAACCGCAUCGGCGACUGGCAGCAUAUUUGGACGAAGGAGACUGCAGAUCAAGACCCCGGCACAAGAGCUGAUGGUGUCGUCUUCAUUAGCAGAAAAGCUUGGGUCUCCGCAGUUGCUAUACAGUACAGGACGGUCGACUGUCAACAGCCGAGUCGUGGAGGAGAAGCUCGGGUACACGCAAGUACCUUGGCCAGAGAACGGGCCGCAACAGAGACUCUCGUCGCAGCGAAAGGAGCCAAACCCUGGCAGGUGAUUCUGCAGGGAUUCCAGCGCAGCUCUGAGAAACGGCGUCGUCUCCCGCAGACGCCGAGCACAAGUACGAGUACACGGGCCGAGCGAGAAAGGGAACAAGCAAGCGGCAGGGGCCGCGGGACCAACCGAACUGUAGCGCCUUCUCUGCGCAAGGACCAGUCCCUGUCAACAGACCACCUGUCGAUCGAGAUUGGCUCACUUGCGCAGGUAGCGUGCCGCGCUAGCAGGGCCUGGGCUACCAGAAACAACCAAUCGCAUGCACGGGGGCUCCGCUGCGGAGACAAAGCCGCACUUUGGACCGAUCUCAGUGAGGAGAGAAGCACUGCUCCUUCUCAGUUUUCACUGGCCUCGGGCAGGUGUGGCUGA
Molecule: messenger RNA, 963 nt
Organism: Trichoderma virens Gv29-8
Lineage: Eukaryota; Fungi; Ascomycota; Sordariomycetes; Hypocreales; Hypocreaceae
Exons: 6
Coding region: 1-963 (320 amino acids)
Source: RefSeq, a predicted model, not a curated record